CUAAGUAACAACUUCCCGAUCACCAAGUCAAUGGCUCCUCCAAGUCUUCUUCUUGGUCCUCGGAGCUCAAAAAUUCCCCCAAAUCCGAUUCCAGCUAUCCAGUGGACGCCAAUUACUACGGCGGCAAAGCCACCACCGGCAGACCCCCGAUGGGCUUCACCGAGAACGGCGCACCCACCUUAGUCUCCUCAGGCAACCCCUGCCUCGAUCUCUUCUUCCACGUCGUGCCCGACACCCCGGCAUCCUACCUCAAUCAACAGCUCCCGCUGGCUUGGUCCCACGACGCCCUAACCACCCUCAAACUAAUCUGCAACCUCCGCGGCGUGCGCGGCACCGGAAAGUCCGACAAGCAGAACUUCUACACUGCUGCGAUUUGGCUCCACAACCACCACCCCAGAACCCUAGCUUGCAAUCUCUUCUCUUUCGCGGAGUUUGGGUACUUUAAGGACCUCCCAGAGAUUCUUUACCGGCUUCUAGAAGGUCCUAACGUGAGGGCGAUCCAGAAGAGCCAGUGGUUGGAGAGGAAGAGCAGCGUGGUGGGUGUACUGAGCAGGGGGAGGUUUAAGCGCACAAAGACCGAGAAGCCCAAGGAGCCUCGGGUACCGAAAGUUAAAAAAUUGACCGGAGCGGAGAGGGCACAAUUGGAAAAGGAGAAUGUGAGGGCUUCGAGGAAGAAGAAGUUUCUGGCCAUGGCGAAGAAUGCUGUUGAGAGGUACCAGCGCGACCCGGAUUACCAAUUCUUGCACGAAAGGGUUUCGGAUCUCUUCGCGGAGUGCUUGAAAUCCGACAUUGAGCACUUGAAUUCGGAUAAACAGCCCAAGAAGAUCAGCCUUGCCGCGAAGUGGUGCCCUUCAAUUGACUCCUCGUUCGAUCGGGCAACUCUUAUCUGCGAAUGCAUCGCGAAGAAGGUUUUCCCGCGAGAAUCUUACAUUGAGUAUCAGGAAUUGGAGGAGGAGCAUUACGCGUACAGGGUUCGUGAUAGGCUGAGAAAGGAGGUGUUGGUGCCCUUGAGGAAGGCGUUGGAGUUGCCGGAGGUUUAUAUGUCCGCCACUCAAUGGGGGUUGAUUCCCUACAAUCGGGUGGCUUCCGUGGCCAUGAAGCUUUACAAAGACAAGUUCUUGAAGCAUGAUCACGAGCGGUUCAGAAAGUAUUUUGCCGAUGUGAAAGCUGGUAAGUCCACCAUUGCGGCGGGUGCUCUGCUUCCGCACGAGAUCAUAGCCUCUCUGAAUAUUGACAGUUACAUGGUGUAUAGAUACAUGGAUAGCGAUGAUGAGGAUCGGGUUCAAGACGAUGGGGGGUGUCAAGUGGCUGAGCUUCAGUGGAAGAGGAUGGUGGAUGACUUGUUGAAGCAGGGGAAGUUGAGGAAUUCCUUGGCGGUUUGUGAUGUCUCCGGAAGCAUGAACGGAGACCCGAUGGACGUGUCUGUGGCGUUGGGGCUUCUGUUGUCGGAAUUGAGUGCAGAUCCAUGGAAAGGAAAGGUUAUCACUUUCAGCGCGUCGCCUAAGCUGCAUUUGAUCGAAGGCGAUGAUCUCCGGGCCAAGUGUGCGUUCAUGAGAGACAUGGAUUGGGGGGACAACACCAAUUUCCAAAAGGUGUUUGAUUUGCUUCUCGAGGUGGCCGUGAAGGGGAACUUGAAGCCGGAGGACAUGAUAAAAAGGGUGUUUGUGUUCAGCGACAUGGAGUUUGAUGAAUCCUCGGCUACAGGGAACGAUUGGGAGACCGAUUACGAGGCAAUUAAAAGGAAGUUUGAAGAGAAAGGGUAUGGGAACGCGGUGCCACAGAUAGUGUUUUGGAAUCUGAGGCACUCGGAGGCUACUCCUGCGCCUUCGAACCAACCUGGGGUGGCAUUCUUGAGCGGAUUCUCGAAGAACUUGAUCAAGAUGUUCAUGGAUAAUGAUGGGGAAAUCCGCCCGGAUCGCAUCAUGGAAGCAGCCAUCUCCGGUGAAGAGUAUCAGAGAUUGGUUCUGGUGGACUGAUUGCUUGCAAUGCUAGAGAUUAAAAAAGAAAACAAGUGAAAUGAAACUCAAGUUAUACCCUUUUUGAUCCAUUGCUGUAGUCAAAUCAUAUGUUUAUGGAUUUUCUAACAACAUCAGACUAACAAACGAUUCGAAUUCCUGUCUCAAGAAACUGAAUUCUGUUUGCCGGUGGCCAACCGCGAUCGGAAAUCUUCUGUAUCAUGUUCUUCCCUUCAAAUGAACAAUGUGUUUUGUUUCGGAAUACAACCGGCAUUGUUUUCGUGGCAUUUGCAGUUUAUAAACGGGCACUAUUACCCGCGGGUACAA
This is a messenger RNA of Pyrus x bretschneideri (Chinese white pear), 2282 nucleotides long. RefSeq lists its product as uncharacterized. Lineage: Eukaryota; Viridiplantae; Streptophyta; Magnoliopsida; Rosales; Rosaceae. The transcript has a single exon. Bases 150 to 1976 code for a protein of 608 amino acids. The record is from RefSeq and is a predicted model, not a curated record.